This is a messenger RNA of Grus americana (Whooping crane), 2944 nucleotides long. It is a transcript of the gene SMIM30, whose product is annotated as small integral membrane protein 30. The coding region runs from base 246 to 431 and encodes 61 amino acids. The record is from RefSeq and is a predicted model, not a curated record. Lineage: Eukaryota; Metazoa; Chordata; Aves; Gruiformes; Gruidae. The transcript has 2 exons.
GGCCGGGUCACGCCCGCCCCCGGCCGCGCCACCGCCCCUUCCUGUCAUGGCCGCUGUCGGGCUGCGGGAGCGCGGCGAGGUGGCGCGGGCCGGCGCCCCCAGGAGCUGAGGGCCCUCCCCGGGCGGUGCGGCGCGGAGCGGGGACAUCCCCCAGCCCAGAGCCGGCGGCAGGAGAUACUGCUGAACUACCUGUUUUCCAGCACUUUCCUCAUAUAAUUUCCCUUUGGGAUCAGCUGGUCGGCAGCAUGCCUUCUACCGAGAACACCUCAAAACUUUUCCUGGUCCUUGUUUCAUUGCUGCUGGUGCUGCCAGUAGUUGAAGCCCUAGACGCAGGAGAUACCAUCGCCUUCCUACUAGGCCUCACCGUCAGUGUUGUUGGGUUCUGUGCCUGCCUCGGUUUGUAUGCCAGGAAAAGGAAUGGGCAGCAAUGAUUUCAAGAAGAUGCUCAGAUGAAGUGAAUUUCCAAACACAGCUUUGGGUUGAGAUCUGGGGUGUAAAGCUGAGCUUCGGUUCUGGAUAACUUUCAAAACCCAUGUAACAGAUAAUUCUCCAAACCCCUGUUACUGUGCAAUGCAAAAGAAUCAAGACUGUACCCAGUAAAAGGGAUUUGUAGAGUCUGUCCUCAUGACAGUAAGAUGAUUUUAUAUUGCUUGUGAUUAAGUAUUGCCUAGAGAAGGGUAAGAACUUUUAGAAUGGGGAAGGAAAACUAUAGAGUGUUUCACAGUAAAUGUUUAUAAAUGGAACAUGUGAAGGAGACCAUCAAUGAGUUCCACAGUUUUGGUUUCAGGAGUUAAUCAGGAGGAAGCGGCUAUUAAUCUUCCAGUCAGGAUGACAGAGCUUUGGAAGUACUCCUAACUAGAGAGCUAGCGAGCAGACUGCUUUGACUUGUGUACAUGUGCUCACAUUCUUUGUAAUGACAAUUAACACCUAACAGCUCACUUCUGCUGUCACAGGGAUGAAACUUUGGAGAACUAAGAAAAGAUGGAAAACUUUUUUUCUUACGUGUGUUUAUUUUAGAAUGUGCCUCUCCUGUAGCCUGUGUUCUUGUUACAAAAUAGAUACAUUGAAGAAUGGGACCAUUAUUUUUCUUUAGCGUAUAUUUCACAAAGAAGUACAUGUAAGGCUAUGUUAAUCAAAUGAGGGAUAUAUUUUGUUGUCUCAUGUUUAUUUUUUGUACUCGGCUUUCCUUUAGGCACACCAGGUUUAAGGCUUGUUUCAUUUUAUAUUUUUUUCCCCAAAACUGAAGACUUACCUAUUUUAAUAAGGAAUUAUGACUAGUAUUUCUGCAUUAUGGGGGGGUUAUUAGAAUUAUAACAAGACAAUUGUGCACGUUUCUUUUCCAAUAUGGAAACAACACGUUUUGUUAAAAUCCUGGUUUUAGUCAACAGGUCCAUUGUUCUUGAGUGUCUUCCUCAUGACAAACUUACGUUGUUAGCUAAACAUUUAGCUAAACUUCUUACCUAAUUGAUGCAUAAGAGUUCCACAGAAGAUUAGGACCAAAACCAAAGUAAAAAAUCCUGAUGCGAAAUGGGAGAUGUAAAUAGCCUUAUUCUGUUCAUGCUCAGUCAGAUUGUGUGGUAAACGGUUGAAAGACUCUACACAGUAGCACAUCCAGGACCUGUUUCUUUAAGUACCAAAGGUGAAAUGGCACAGCCAGGAAUGUCCACCGCAAGUCCCUCUGGCUUCUUAGGGUGUUCUAGCUGUCCGCUUGAGACAAGGAGCAGAAUAAGGAGCAUAGGAAGGUGAGCUCACCACAGUUCACAGAAUUUCCUUCUGAUCUUGUGCUGUGGACACUGCCAUUGUUGCUAGAAAUCUUGGCUUUUAUCUUUCAGAGCUGGGGAAAGGUUAAAUGGGAUGCAAAGCUAUAUAUUUUGAUACUAGUCUUCCCCUUUCUCUGCGAGUGUCUCUGUUCAGUAGAGCACAAAGUAAUGGCUAGAAAAGUUGUCAGGCAGGUUUUAUAUAAGUAAUUGGGUUGGCAGAUUAUCAUGUUCUCCAAACGCAUAAGAUUUCUGUAUUCUGUAUGCCAGUUGUGGCUGGUUUGAUUUCUCUCUCCAGCCUCUGAGGAGACAGAGCCCUGGUUAUUUUGUUCUUGCAAUUUAUGUCCCUCUGACGUGGUUGAUAGAGGGAGGAAGGUAAAAUGAAAGCUUCCAAAAUUGCUUGGGGUUGAACUGUAGAACUCAAACUAGCAAGCCACAAGAAUGUAGGUUUCUGCUCUCAAGUUACAGGAAUAAUAAUGGUCUCAAAGUUACUCUGAUGAGAUGCAAGUCUUGCCAGGUAGAUGUUCAUGAACCCUUUUUGUGGCUUCCAGAAGUCAGAAAGGGACAUGGUGCACAAUUAUUAUGUACAAAUUAAUUUUACAGCCCUAAGAGGAGCUUCAGACAGUAGUGUCACCUUUGAAAGCUGCCUAGCAGCAGCAAAUGAUCCUGUCCAUGGUUACUCAGCUGGGUGGAUGCAAGCACAUGUUAAGUGGGGUCUUCCACGUUGCAGCUUGGCUAAACCAUUACCCUUAAAAAAACAAACAAAAAACCAAACCACAAAAUCACCACUCAAUUCACUUUAUAUUUCUCAAAAUUAUGGAAUUUUGCCAAGUUUUCAGUAGAAUAGUAAAUACUGUUCUUUCAGUAGGAUAAAUUUUAUCACCAGCAGCUUUUCACAGACUCCUUUAUCUUCACUUUGCAAAAGAUCUCUGGCAAUAGUUUCACAGAAUUGUGCAACAGUUUCACUGCAGGGGAACAAAAUUUUAGUUGAUAGGGGUAUGAGGAACUGUGUUCUUCGCCUGAAGCAAAGGUGUACUUCAUGGAAAAGUGUUUGCACAGCGUAAUGGUGGUGUUUCCUGCGUUCUGACAGAAGCUUUAUUGUUAAAGACUUGCAUUUGUUGGUGAUUUGAGUGUGAAAUCAGAUACUUCUGGUUUUUCUUCUGUCUUAAUAAACUUCUCACAAAUGA